Molecule: messenger RNA, 1017 nt
Organism: Talaromyces atroroseus
Lineage: Eukaryota; Fungi; Ascomycota; Eurotiomycetes; Eurotiales; Trichocomaceae
Exons: 4
Coding region: 1-1017 (338 amino acids)
Biological process (GO): transmembrane transport
Source: RefSeq, a predicted model, not a curated record
AUGGCCGGACAGUCAAAGCAAGUGCGUCUCUCCCCCUGGGGAAGCGCCCUUGCAGGUGCAACUGGCGCCGUUCUCGCCAAUGCCAUGGUUUAUCCCCUCGACAUUGUUAAAACGAAGAUCCAGGUUCAAGUGAAGAGUCGAAAGGAGACGAACGACGCCGUUUCGCAAGCUACACCUCAUUAUGAUUCCACGUUAGACGCUAUCCACAAGAUCGUUCAGGCGGAAGGCGUGGGUGGUCUGUACAGCGGCAUUAACGGCGCCCUCAUAGGAGUCGCAUCGACCAACUUUGCAUAUUUCUACUGGUAUUCAAUUGUCCGCGCUAUAUAUAUGUCGUCCAGCCGUGCUUCGAAGCAACCGGGAACGGCUAUCGAGCUCUCACUGGGUGCUGUGGCUGGCGCCAUUGCGCAGAUAUUCACCAUACCGGUAUCAGUUGUGACGACGCGUCAACAAACACAGACAAAAGAAGAUAAGAAGGGCCUUUUGGAAACUGCUCAAGAAGUUGUCCAUGGCGAGGACGGCUGGCCUGGACUGUGGAGAGGCUUGAAAGCAAGCUUGGUUCUGGUCGUCAAUCCUGCUAUUACAUAUGGGGCAUAUCAAAGGCUCAAGGAUAUCCUGUUUCCCGGGAAAACAAACCUGCGCCCAUGGGAAGCAUUUGUGCUGGGAGCAAUGUCCAAGGCGUUGGCAACUCUUGCAACACAGCCAUUGAUAGUUGCCAAGGUCGGUUUACAAUCCAAGCCUCCCCCGGCUCGACAGGGAAAGCCGUUUAAGGGCUUCAUUGAAGUGAUGCAAUUUAUAAUUGAGCAUGAGGGCCCAUUGGCUCUUUUCAAGGGCAUCGGUCCUCAGGUACUCAAAGGUCUGCUUGUUCAAGGUCUGCUCAUGAUGACGAAAGAACGAAUGGAGCUUUUGUUCACUCUGUUCUUCGCCUUUGUGCGCAAGCUCAAAGAUGAGAGAUUGAAGAAGUAUGCGGAGAAGGCUGCCACAACCGCCAAGACGAGUCUUCCAGUGACGCUUAAAUGA